AUGACGGGGCACAACAAGGAGAAGCAUUAUGAGUGCGACGUGUGUGGCAAGGCAUCGCAGACCCCGAGCGAGCUGGAGAAGCACCGGCGGGUGCACACGGGAGAACGCCCCUUCGAGUGCUCCACCUGCGGCAAGGGCUUUGCCCAGUCAUCAGGGCUGCUGCGUCACGGGCAGGUGCACAGCAGUGAGCGGCCCUUCACCUGCUCUGACUGCGGUAAAGGCUUUAAGUCGUCGCCGGACCUGAAGGCGCAUGGACGCCUGCACACCGGGGUGCACAGCAGUGAGCGGCCCUACACCUGCACUGACUGCGGCAAGGGCUUCACACGCUCCGACAGUCUGCUGGGUCACCGGCGCACACACACUGGCGAACGCCCCUACACCUGCGCACAGUGCGGCAAGGGCUUCACCCGCUCCACCUAUCUGCUGUCCCACCAGCAGGUGCACACCGGCGACCGUUUCUUUCCCAGGCCCUUCAGCUGCUCCGACUGCGGCAGGGACUUCACCCGCUACGAGAGUCUGCUGCGGCACAACCGCGUGCACACCGGCGAGAGGCCCUUUGGCUGCUCCGACUGUGACAAGAGAUUUGCCCGGUUGUGGGGGCUGCGGGUGCACCGGCGGGUGCACAGCAGUGAGCGGCCCUUCACCUGCUCCGACUGCGGCAAAGGCUUCAAGUCGUCACCAGAAUUGUUGAUGCACAGGCGCUUGCACACCGGCGAGCGUCCCUUCACCUGCGCCCAGUGCGGCAAGGGCUUCACCCAGUCCAGCAACCUGCUGUACCACCAGCGGGUGCACGCCGGCGACUGUCCCGUCCCCAGCCCGGUGUGAGGAGUGCGCUUUACCAUGGCCACCCACGCCCUGACUCACCAGCGCGUGCACACCAGUAACCAGCCCUACGACUGCCCGUACUGUGGUGAGACGUUUGACAGCUCCUGGGGGUUGCGGCAGCACCAGCGGGCUCACGCCCGCGAGCAACUGCUCCCACUGCGGCGAGCGUUUCAAAAGCCCACGGAGGCUGCUGGAGCACCAGCGGACACACACCGGAGAGAGACCCUUUGUGUGCACUGAGUAUGGCAAGGGUUUCACUCGCAUGUCCAGCCUGUGGCAGCACCGUCGUACCCACAGCGGUGAGCGUCCCUUCUGUGGUAAGGGCUUCACCCGCCUUGACCACCUGCUGGAGCACCGGCGAGUCCACACCGGCCAGCGCCCCUUCAGCUCUGUGGCAAGGCCUUUGCCCGCUCCUCCAGCCCUCUGGCACACUGUUUUCGGUAGAUACAAAAUGCCGGAAGGAAUGGGUAACGUUUCGGGUCGAGAUCCGCUUCAGUCUCGACCCGAAAUCUCACCCAUUCCUUCUCUCCAGAGAUGCUGCCUCUCCUGCUGAGUUACUCAAGCAUUUUGUGACCUUUUUUGUAAACCAGCAUCUGCAGUUACUUGUUUUAAACCAUUCUGGUUAACCAUCUUUGCACCUUCCCCGAAGCCUCCACAUCAGUCGUGUAAUGCAGUUACCAGAACUGUAUGCAAUACUCCAAAUGCCACUUGACCAAUGUCCCCUAAAGCUGCACAUAUACAUUUGUCUCUCCUUAUCUCACACCUUUUUAUUUCCUUAUUUUCUCUCGCCUCCGUCACUUCAGUCAUCUGCCGAUCACCCCUCAUCUUGUGUUAACAUAGUGUCAGUCUGAAGAAGGGUCCCGACCCGAAAUGUCACCUAUCCAUGUUCUCCACAGAUGCUGCCUGACCCGCUGAGUUACUCCAGCACUCUAUGAAACGUCAGCUAUCCAUGUUCUCCACAGAUGCUGCCUGACCCAUCGAGUUACUGCAGCACUUAGUGUUAGAGUCAUAGAGUGAUACAGUGUGGAAACAGGCCCUUCGGCCCAACUUGCCCACACUGACCAACAUGUCCCAGCUGCACUAGUCCCACCUGCCUGCGUUUGGUCCAUAUCCCUCCAAACUCGUCCUAUCCAUGUACCUGUCUGUUUCUUAAACGUUGGGAUAGUCCGAGCCUCAACUACCUCCUCUGGUUGCUUGUUUCAUACACCCACCACCCUUUAUGUGAAAAAGUUAUCCCUCAGAUUCCUAUUAAAUGUUUUCCCCUUCACUUUGAACCCAUGUCCUCGAUUCCCCCACUCUGGGCAAGAGAGUCUGUGCAUCUAACUAAAUUGUGUUCCAUGCAAGAUUCCAGCAUCUGCAGUUUCUUGUGUCUCCCUCACCUAUAUCCAACUAUCAAUUCUGAAGAAGGAUCUCUACUUGAAACGUCACCCAUUCCUUCUCUCCAGAGAUGCUGCCUGUCCUGCUGAGUUACUCCUGCAUUUUGUGUCCACCUGUCACUUGCCAGACUUUGUCCAGCCCCCAUUUCUCUUUUCCAGCUUCCCCCACCCUCUCCAAUCAGUGUGACGAAGGAUCCUGACUCAAAAUGUCGUCUGUCCAUUCCUUCUAAAGCAGUGGAGGAACUCAGUGGGUCAGGCCACAUCUGUGGAGGGAAUGGAAUCUAAGGCGACCACUCCCACCUCUCCUUUCCAACUUUCUCCACCCCCACACCACGCAGUCUGAAGAAGGGUCCUGACCUAGAAUGUUUUCUAUCCAUGCUCUCCAGAGGUACAAGUUACUCCAGGCGAUUGUGUCUCUUAUUGUAAACCUGCAUCUGCUGUUCCUUGUAUCUCGACUAGGCGUGCACCUCUCCCGACACUUGCACUCGGUCCGCCAAGGCCUGCUGGAUGCCAACCAUUUUAACUCUCCUUUCCUGAUCUUUCUGUCCUGGGCCUUCAAUGCCAGAGUGCCAACGCAAACUGAAGGAUCAGCACCUCAUAGUAGGUAUGUUACAAAACCUACCUGAAUCGUCAUUGGGAAUCUGCCCUCAGCCAUGUCCGCGAUUUUGGCGCUGUUUGGAGGGGGCGGGUUUAAAACGCGAUUUUUACUAGGCUGUACUAAUCGCAGAUGUUCAGCCUAGUAAAUCAUUAACGAAAAAUCGCUGCAAGACCCGGUCGCAAAAGGUAUUAUUAGUUUUAUAGGCCUCGAUAAUAUAGUUAUAAUAGUUUUUAAAUUACUCUCUGAUUCCGCAACCUCUCGCAGCCCCAGGGUUUUAUAAAGCAAACAAUUAAAGGUAUGUACCUUAUUUUUACAUUAAAUGGGGCAUAUAUAUAACCCUGUAAUUAAAGUUAUCUAUAGCGAGUAGUUCAUUUUGGGCUCUUUAUAUCCCGCAGUAUUUUUCUGGGCAUUUGAGGGCAGUAAUCCAGCGCGAUGCGAACGUUCUAAACCAGCGCGUUCACAGAAACCCACUAGAAAGCCGAUUUAAAUGGGCAUUUAUUUACAGCAAUUGAACACUAAAUUCCUUCCAUUUGGCCUAUAAAUUAAUGUAAAUUAGAUAUAAAAAUCAUGUUAUAUUGUGAAUUAUUUGUGAAUAAUCUUUGGACAUUUAGGCUAUUUAAAAAUGUUA
Messenger RNA from Leucoraja erinaceus (little skate), 3427 nucleotides. RefSeq names its product gastrula zinc finger protein XlCGF8.2DB-like. Bases 1 to 825 code for a protein of 274 amino acids. The transcript has a single exon. Lineage: Eukaryota; Metazoa; Chordata; Chondrichthyes; Rajiformes; Rajidae. The record is from RefSeq and is a predicted model, not a curated record.